This is a messenger RNA of Eremothecium cymbalariae DBVPG#7215, 1545 nucleotides long. RefSeq names its product origin recognition complex subunit 5 (gene ORC5). Gene Ontology annotation, cellular component: nucleus; nuclear origin of replication recognition complex. Gene Ontology annotation, molecular function: DNA replication origin binding. The transcript has a single exon. Lineage: Eukaryota; Fungi; Ascomycota; Saccharomycetes; Saccharomycetales; Saccharomycetaceae. Gene Ontology annotation, biological process: DNA replication initiation; DNA replication. The coding region runs from base 1 to 1545 and encodes 514 amino acids. The record is from RefSeq and is a predicted model, not a curated record.
AUGAAAACUCAGUACACUAAUGUCAUACAUCGAGAUUAUCAAUUAAGUUUACUGAGUUGUUUUGUUCAUGAUGAUCCUAGUCUCUCUCCACCAAACCUUAUAAUUCAUGGAUGUAAAUUUUCAGGCAAAACGCACACCGUAGGCCAGUGGUUUAAGAUCCAACCAGAAAUACUUUGCUGUUCGAUAAAUGCUGUACAGAUGGUUACCGGCAAGCCGUUCGCUCAACAUGUUGCAGUACAAAUUUCCAAGUUAUUGAAGGAAACGUUUCCUGGCGUUGCAAAGAAGGAUUUCGAUCCAUUAAGUGCCGAAGACUUUUCGUUGUUAGCAAAAUUUCUGCAUAAUAUCUUCUGUCAGUAUGAAGAACUGGAGAGAUCGCAUAGUUUGUUUGUGAUUCUGGAUAAUUUCGACAAAAUUGAUGAAUUAGAUGUAGAACUUUUACCAAAGUUUCUAAAAUUGUAUGAAUUACUACCAAGGUCGUUCAAACUACAGAUAAAGUUUAUUUAUAUUAUCCAGGAAACGUCUUUUUUGAACCAAUAUCCAACUUACAAUAUUCCCACAAUCUUAUUUCCUAGAUAUACUCAAGAACAAACUUCUGAAAUUGUUCACUUGGCCAGAGAUUCUGAACUGAGUGGUUACCCACCGCUGCUAUCCAAGAUUGCAUCUUACGGAGAAAACAAUACCUUAGUGAACCGUCGUUGCUUCGAAAUUAGCCAUAAUUUCGUCAAUCUAAUAAUCCAAGCCUUCCAUUCAUAUAGUGGCAAUAACCCUGUAUUACUGAUGGAAUUGGCAGACUGUAAAUGGGAAAGCUACGUCGAUUCAAUAACAGAAGCAAAUUACAAAGACAGCUUAGCACUCUACCGAUUGAAUGUUGAGCUUUUCAGGAAUACUGGGGACACAUUCUUAGACCAAGAAGAUGACGAAGAUGAAGACGUCAGCAACGGUGGCGGUGAUGAUAUAGAUGAUGAGAAUGAUACUAACGUUACUGAAACAAACGGUUCCUAUGACAACGAGAAUCGUACAGUUCAAUCUUCCGUCAUUCCAUCGAACAAACCUCAAACCAAAACGACAGCAUAUGGACUAUCUGCCAUGUCAAAGUAUUUGCUCAUUGCAGCUUAUCUUACAUCCUACUUGAACCCUAGAUUUGAUAGUAAGGUGUUUUCUAAGAAGAGUCAUUUAAGAGCAGGUAGGUCAUCGUACGGCCGUCGUAAUAAGAUGGCAACCAACCCAAGAUACCUACAACCAUCCCUAUUUUCAUUAGAAAGAAUGCUAGCUAUUUUCCAAUCAAUAUACCCAGCACAGAUAUCGAAAGAACUCCAUCCAGAUUUCAUUCAAAAGGAUACGCACAUGAGAGCCAAUGUGGAAGUAUAUGAAAAUCUAGCGGAAUUGAAUUCUUUAAAACUAAUCACAUCUGCGAUUAAUAAAAGUGUAGACUAUUUACAUGAGAAAAUCAAAUGGAAGGUAAACAUACCAUGGGAAAUCAUUAUAGAAGUUGCUAGGACUGUUGAUUUCGAUAUUGCUGAGUAUUUCAGCGAUAUUCAUGAUUAA